GGGCUCUGCUAGACACAAGUCACCUCCUGAUUAUUGCACUUUGCUCUCCCUGGGGACUUAAAUUUUGGAAGUGUUCCUUUUCACAUGAGAUCCUCCAAGAUGAUGAACGCCAAUCCGGAGGAAGACCCUUUGGACACGUUUCUCCAGUACAUCGAGGACAUGGGAAUGAAGGCCUACGACGGCCUGGUAAUCCAGAACGCCUCGGACAUCGCUCGCGAGAACGAUCGCUUAAGGAAUGAAACCAACCUGGCCUACUUGAAGGAGAAGAACGAAAAACGCCGAAGGCAAGAAGAAGCAAUAAAACGCAUAGAUGGAGAAGGAGGGCGAGGCCACGAAGCAAGUUACGUGGGCAAACAUUUCCGCAUGGGAUUCAUGACGAUGCCUGCACCUCAGGACCGACUUCCCCAUCCUUGCUCCAGUGGCUUUUCCGUGAGGUCACAGUCCCUGCACUCGGUUGGGGGCACAGAUGAUGACCGCAGCUGUGGCAUCCGGAAACAACCACCCCCCAAGCCCAAGCGGGACCCCAGUACCAAGCUGAGCACGUCGUCGGAGACGGUCAACAGCACAGCUGCCAGCAAGGGUGGCAAAGCCCCUGAGCGCACGGAAGUUGCUGCCAAACCAAGACCCAACAGUGACGAAUAUUCAAAGAAGAUCCCUCCUCCCAAACCCAAACGGAACCCCAACACUCAGCUCAGCACGUCUUUCGACGAAACGUACAUGAAGAAGCACGCGCCCAGGAGGACCUCGCUCACGCGCGACCCCUCCCUCUCCCGGGUCAGCAGCCCCGCGGGGGACCCCGAGGAGGAGGAGCCCGUGUACAUCGAGAUGGUGGGGAACAUCCUCCGAGACUUCCGGCGGGAGGACGACGACCAGAGUGAGGCCGUCUACGAGGAAAUGAAAUACCCCAUUUUUGACGACUUGGGCCAAGACUCCAAGUGCGACCUUGACCAUCACAGCUGUUCUUCGCAGUGUGCUACUCCCACGGUGCCUGACUUGGACUUCGCCAAGUCCUCAGUGCCCUGUACCCCGAAGGGUUUGCUCUGUGACAUCCCCCCGCCCUUCCCUAACCUGCUUUCGCACAGGCCCCCGCUGCUGGUGUUCCCGCCUGCCCCCGCGCAGUGCUCCCCCAAUUCCGACGAGUCCCCGCUCACCCCGUUGGAGGUCACCAAGCUUCCCGUGCUGGAGAACGUGUCCUACCUGAAACAGGCCGGGGCGUCUCCCUCCUCGCUGCCCCCGCACGCCUCAAGCCACCCUAAACUGGACAAGGACCAGAGCGGGGCCCUGGGGCCCGGGGCCACUGCGUCCGUGCUCUCCUCGUCCCCUCCCCCGCCGUCCACUUUGUACCGGACGCAGUCCCCGCACGGCUACCCGAAGAGCCACUCGGCCUCCCCGUCCCCUGUUAGCAUGGGGAGGUCCCUCACCCCGCUCAGCCUCAAAAGGCCUCCCCCCUACGACGCCGUGCAUUCUGGCAGCCUCUCAAGGAGCUCUCCGUCGGUGCCUCAUGCGACCACCAGGCCCGUGUCGCAGGACGGGAGCAAGAUGGUCAACGCCUCGGUCAACACCUACGGGGCGGCCCCCAGCAGCGGCUCCCGGUCCAGGACGCCCACGAGUCCUUUGGAGGAACUAACCAGCCUCUUUACCUCGGGACGCAGCCUGCUGAGGAAGUCAUCCAGCGGCCGCAGGUCUAAGGAACCCGCAGACAAAUCCACAGAAGAGCUGAAAGUGCGGAGCCACAGCACAGAGCCGUUACCAAAGCCCGACAGCAAGGACAAAGGACACCACGGGGCGUCUUCCCGAGAGCCUGUCAAAGCUCAGGAGUGGGACGGGACACCAGGGCCGCCUGUGGUCACCAGCAGACUGGGAAGGUGCUCUGUGAGCCCCACCUUGUUAGCAGGAAACCACAGCUCAGAGCCGAAAGUAAGCUGCAAGCUGGGCCGGUCUGCGUCCACAUCAGGCGUGCCCCCUCCGUCCGUUAGCCCUCUCAGGCAAGCCAGUGACCUGCAACAGAGCCAGGUGGCAUGCAUGCAGUGGUUUCAAGGAGACCAUACAAUGCUUGAGAUGAUUGAGAAAAAGCGUUGCUUGUGCAAAGAGAUAAAGGCUAGACAGAAAACGGAAAAGGGCCUUUGCAAACAGGAGAGCAUGCCUAUCCUCCCCAGCUGGAAGAAGAGUGCAGGUGCAAAGAAGUACAGCCCGCCGCCCUAUUCUAAACAGCAAACGGUGUUCUGGGACACGGCCAUAUGACUGUGCACAGGACGGCGUGAGUUCCACGUGACUUACUGUGAAGAGACAGGUCGGCUCAGACGUGUGCUGAGGAACUGUCACAGGUCUCCUUUGUUGGAAUGGAAUGCCAGCACUUCCCUGGAAAACCCACGGGGAGCUGUGCCUACUCAUGGCAAGUUCAAGAUCAAAUGUCUAUUUCCUUGCAAUUAAGGCACACUUAUUUAUCACGGAUUAUUUUGAAUCCAGAAAAGAUUAAGAUGUACAUAUUUUACUAGUUUAUGGGUGACACCUGAAAUAAUACACAUUAUACGUAUAUAAACGACAGAAAUAUCAAGAGUUUUACUAUAUGAUAUAAUUUCGGUAUUAACUGGUUUGUUAUCUCUUUUAUAUAUGUAAUCCCUUGAUGCCUUUUGUUAUUAAUUUUUGCAGUUAGAAUA
Phyllostomus hastatus (greater spear-nosed bat) is the source of this 2657-nucleotide messenger RNA. RefSeq names its product neuronal tyrosine-phosphorylated phosphoinositide-3-kinase adaptor 2 (gene NYAP2). The record is from RefSeq and is a predicted model, not a curated record. Lineage: Eukaryota; Metazoa; Chordata; Mammalia; Chiroptera; Phyllostomidae. The coding region runs from base 85 to 2241 and encodes 718 amino acids. Gene Ontology annotation, biological process: neuron projection morphogenesis; phosphatidylinositol 3-kinase/protein kinase B signal transduction. The transcript has 7 exons.